AUGGGUGGUCUCUACCUGGAUGACUUCCUCAUCACUUCCGCCUUUUGUUGCCUCGUCGCCGACUUGGCCAUACAACAGAGGAUGUGGAACAUCGGCCUGAAAAACAUGGCCGAAGUCACGCCUGAACACUUUGUUGAGAUGAUGAAACUCAUCUAUCCUGGCUCAACAUUCUACACGCUCUCUCUGUGGCUGAUCAAAGCUGGCCUGGUAGUCUUCUACAAAAGACUGGCAGGCAACGGUACAGACAAGCGCCUACAGAAGAUUUACAAUGCCACACUUGUGUGGCUCGUGGUGUCAUGGCUGGCAAUUUUUUUUGACACCAUUUUCCGAUGCUAUCCACUGAGCCGCACCUGGAGUCUCGACCCUAGCCAAGCUUGUCCGGCCAGCGCGGCAACAAUCAACUACUGGAUGACGAUUUCCUUCAACAUUACGACCGAUAUCUUGAUCAUUUGCCUUCCGAUUUCCAUGGUCAUGAAGCUCAUUAUGCCCUUGAAACAAAAACUCGGUGUCGCCAGCAUUUUCGCCCUCGGUUUUGUGGUCGUCAUUGCCAGCAUUGUCCGCGCUGUCUACUCGCACCGCAACGAGACCAUGCUCACCUGCACAGUGUCGAUGAUCGAGACGUCCGUUGCCAUCAUCGCAACUUGUCUUCCGACGCUUCGUGUCAUCAUCCUAGGUCACACGUCUCGCAAGGGAACUUACGGGAGCCAGCCUGGCUCGCGCGUUUUUGAGCUCCGUGAUGGACACUCCCGGUUAACUGGCACGAACAAUUAUUCCAACCACCAGACAACAAUCACCGGAGGAGCAAAGAGGGAUUCCAGGAGGUUUCAGCGGGCGCAUAUGGGACGCAGUGACAGCGAGGACGAGCUAGUCAAAGAGUUGCAUCAAUAUCCGACGCACUCCAGCCCUACAUAUGUGCCCCGCUCGCCAACGGAGAAGAACUAUGAAGGCAGGAAUGACGAGGAGACGGGCAACGCCCUGCGGAAGUCAAAUGCCAUUGCAAUCACAACAGAGGUUACGGUUUUCCCGGCAGUUAACGUCGCCGAUCUUCCAGAGGAGGCACACAUGAGGGAUGGCAGGCGCAGCACAUAA
Messenger RNA from Diplodia corticola, 1089 nucleotides. RefSeq lists its product as uncharacterized. The record is from RefSeq and is a predicted model, not a curated record. The coding region runs from base 1 to 1089 and encodes 362 amino acids. Lineage: Eukaryota; Fungi; Ascomycota; Dothideomycetes; Botryosphaeriales; Botryosphaeriaceae. The transcript has 6 exons.